UCGGCGGAGUCUCUCGCCGCGAUAAAAUUCAGGGUCCCGGCCAGGUUCCGCAACCGUGGCCCUCGCGAAAGGCGUGUGAUUCCCCUACGCGCCGCUGCAGCGCAGGCACCCGCGGCGAUGAAGCUCCGCGUCCUCGCGCUUCAUUCGUUUCGCACCUCUGGAUCGAUCUUCCGCGACCAACUCGAGGCACUGGGAAACUGGCCGAACGCUAUCGGAGACCUCUGCGAGUUCGUCUACGUGGAUGCGCCUCAUCCCGCCAGCGGCGAGGUGCCCGAGGAUGUCGCCUCUUUCUUCCAGGGCCCGUACUUCGAGUGGUGGAACGCCACAUCGUUCGGGGUAGAGGGCAAGGAAGGGAAGGUGCUCCAGUACGAGGGACUGGAGCGAUCGCUGGAGUUUGUUGAGGAAGUAUGGCGAACCAAGGGGCCAUUCGACGGUAUAGUGGGAUUUUCGCAGGGCGCGACAUUCACGGGUUUACUCGCGGCGACGGGAAAGGUGGAAGGCCGAGGGCCGUUCGUGCCCAGGGAUGCUGGGGAUCCGGGUGCUUUUGCAAUCUUGAUCUCUGGUAUGCAAGCGCGAACGGACGAGGCAAAGAGGCUGUACACCGAGGCGAGUGGAGAGAUGGGCAUGGAUAUCGCGACGCUGCACAUCGUGGGCGAGACGGAUAGGGCGAUCCCCCCUGCUAUGUCGGACCGUGCGUCGCAGAUGUUUGUCGAAGAACGGAGAGCAGUCAUUCGACAUGGGCGAGGGCACGUCGUGCCCAGGCUCGAUGGCGACAACCUCAAGUCUGUAAGAAGCUGGCUUCAGGAGCAGUUGAACGCUAAAGGCAGGUACCGCGCGGGAGGAACGACCGCGGCGCUGUGAUGUUGAGUUGUUUCUACUUCAACACUUAGUUUGCAAGCUUAGCUAGUUGAAUGAUUGAAUGACUAGCUAGAGCUAGCUAGCUAGCGUUCCUU
Micromonas commoda is the source of this 953-nucleotide messenger RNA. RefSeq lists its product with no specific name. The coding region runs from base 118 to 861 and encodes 247 amino acids. The transcript has a single exon. The record is from RefSeq and is a predicted model, not a curated record. Gene Ontology annotation, cellular component: nucleus; cytoplasm. Lineage: Eukaryota; Viridiplantae; Chlorophyta; Mamiellophyceae; Mamiellales; Mamiellaceae.